AUGAUGCACCAUACACGCGUGUUCUUUCCCUGGACCAAGGCCUCGCUCUCCCAGGCCCGCACCAACCUUGCAUCGACUUCAGUGGGUGGCCUGGCCUUCUUCGCUGGAGGCGCCAAUGCAACCAGCUUCUUGCCCGUGGUGGAUGUCUACAAUGCCUCGUCCAACAGCUGGUCCACGGCCUCGCUCUCCCAGGCCCGCUCCUCCUUGGCGGCAACCUCCGUCAGUGGCCUCGCCCUCUUCGCUGGAGGUAGUAAUUUCGGAUUCUCCUCCGUGGUGGACGUCUACAACGGGUCAUCCAACGGCUGGACCACGAAGGCUCUCACAGAGGCCCGGCACAGCCUGGCAGCAACUUCAGUCGGUGGCCUCGCCCUCUUCGCUGGAGGCUCCAACUCUUCUGGAAUCUCCUCCAUGGUGGAGAUCUACCACGUGUCGUCCGACAGCUGGUCCACGGCCUCGCUCUCCCAGGCCCGCUACAGGUUGGCAGCGACCCCAGUCGGUGGCCUCGCCCUCUUUGCUGGAGGGUCCAAUUCCUCUGGGGUCUCCUCCGUGGUGGACAUCUACGAUGCGUCGUCCGGCACCUGGACCACGGCCUCUCUCUCCCAGGCCCGAGACAGCCUGGCAGCAACUUCAGUCGGUGGCCUCGCCCUCUUCGCUGGAGGCUUCAGUUCUUCUGGGGUCUCCUCCAUGGUGGACAUAUACGACCGAUCAUCCAACAGCUGGACCACCGCAUCGCUCUCCCAGGCCCGCCGUGAGUUGGCAGCGACCUCAAUCGGCAGCCUCGCCAUCUUCGCUGGAGGCUACAAUUCUUCGGGGGGCUACUCCUCCGUGGUGGACAUCUACGAUGCGUCGUCCGGCACCUGGACCACGGCCUCUCUCUCCCAGGCCCGCUUCAACUUGGUCGCGACCUCGGUUGGUAGCCUCGCCCUCUUUGCGGGAGGAGUCGAUACCCCCGCCACCGACUCCUCCGUGGUGGACAUUUUCACUCCACCGUCGCCCUCGACUUCACCGUCUGUCUCGCCCUCUCCAUUGGUGGUUCCGUUCACUUCAACUCCGGUUGCAGCGGAAUAUAACCUCACCGUUCCCUCGGUGACCCUCAGCAGCCAAUCGUCAUCGGGAGGCGCCACGAAAACGCAGGUAGACCUCGGUUUGGUUAGCGUAGAAGAGAUCUCAGCGCUGGACAACACCACUGUGCUGCAGGCCGUCAACCUCCAGACCGGCAAGUUCGCCCUCCCGGAGGGCACCUUAAUCCAGACACCUAACGUCGUUUCAUUUCUGGCUGCGUCUGGGUGGACGAUAGAAUCGAAGAAUGGGUCAGCAGCAGGCGGCCAGAGCAGCGAGUACAUCUUCACCAGCGAUCUCGGCGCUGCGACCAGCGGAGCCAACAAUGCGACUCUCCGAUACUAUUUCAGCACCUUUGACUCCAACAAACUCAUCACCACUGAGAGCAACUACUCAUUCACGGUGACGCCGUCACUGCUCAAGUUUUCGAUCAACAUCACCUCUUGGACAUGGAAAUCACUGUCGGGCAAGCUGCGGCUGACGCUCAAGAUUGAUCCCUCGUUCGUACGGUUCACGCGAUGGAGUGACACGCCACAGACCGGCAUGACAACGCUCCUGUUCACGGCCGAACCAGCCAGCACCGUGAUGCGGUUGCUCGACUUCGGAGAAGCCUCGUCAGGAGGCCUGUUGACGCGCCUGCCGGUGGAAGCUUCAGCGGCGGUCAACACAUCGUCACUGUCCCUCACGUUUGGUCAUUUCAACGACUCCUUCUUGUUCGACCCAGACUUCGGACUGUUGGUGGGCAGGAAGGCGGGCAGUGGAAGCGAUGACAAUGUGGGCCUCAUCGUGGGAGUGGUUGUGGCCGUGGCAGUGGCAGUGGCGUUCGUGGGCGUGGUGAUCGCGGGUGGCCUUGGUGUGGCUUGGUGGCAAGGAAGGCGAAGGACUCUCAAGGCCGUGAACUUUGGUGUGGAACAAGUGGAGGAGUCCUUGUAG
Acanthamoeba castellanii str. Neff is the source of this 1992-nucleotide messenger RNA. Its product is annotated as kelch repeat-containing protein. Gene Ontology annotation, molecular function: protein binding. The coding region runs from base 1 to 1992 and encodes 663 amino acids. The record is from RefSeq and is a predicted model, not a curated record. The transcript is spliced from 7 exons. NCBI's taxonomy places the organism in Eukaryota, Discosea, Longamoebia, Acanthamoebidae.